This is a messenger RNA of Durusdinium trenchii, 1395 nucleotides long. The record is from the annotation of a GenBank genome assembly. NCBI's taxonomy places the organism in Eukaryota, Dinophyceae, Suessiales, Symbiodiniaceae.
AUGCCCAUGGCUUUGGACCAUCACGAGACCCAACUGCCCGUUUCCCCUACUCAGCUCUUGAACACCGAUGUGGCCAUUGAAACCAUCAAGAAGCUCGAUGAACAUGAUCGCGAAGUGGAGCAACAGGUGAAGACGACUGGCAUGAAUGGUAUUGAGAUCCCAGACCAUGAAGUCAUCACAAGGAGAAAGCAGUUUCGCAUCAAGAAAGAGAAUGCAGAAAAGAAGAGAGACAGGAAAGCGGAGAAAAAAGAUACAGCUAAGCAGAAGGAGGAAAACAAACAAGCGAAGAAAGCUGCCAAGGAAGCAGAGAAGGAAGCCAAGAAAGUUGCCAAGGCCAAAGAAAAGGAAGAGAAGAAAGCAGCCAAAGAAAUGGCUAAAGCGGCUAAAGCUAAAGGUGAGAAGAAGACAGGUCGAAGCUCUCGCGCAAAAGCCAGCGAGCGGCUGAGGAAGAAGCCUGGCUGCAAAGCGCAUCACAAGACAUGGCAAAACGACCAUGCUGAAGGAAUGAUUGAAGAGCCUUCCUCUGUCGAAGUUCGAACUGCAGAGGCUGCAGAGGGCAUUCCUGCAGAGGUGGGCCCAGUCGAGGAACUCACAGAGAUUUCACCGGUGAAGGGCAGAAGUAUGAAGCGCUUGCGGCAGAUGAACGCAGCAAGGAAAGCCCGCUGUAAUGAGCCCAAAGAAGUGGAGACAAUCGAAGAGGCUCAGUCUGAGUCCAAGUCAGAGGUCAUGGCUGGAAAGGGGAGAGUGGAGGAGGAGGAGGAGGGUGCAGUUGAAGUUGACGGGAAGAAACCAAAUGGAGACGUCCUUAAGAAGAAGAACAAGAGGAAAAAGGUCAUGGAGACAAAAGGUGAUGAAAGCAUGCAGGAGGAAGAGCCAAAUGAUAGUCUUGCCAAAGGGAGAAAAAGGAAGCCAAAGUCGAAGAAGGACACCAAAUCCACAGGAAAGAAGAAGUCCGUGAAGUCCAAGCCCAACACCAAGGGUGGUCAUAAGAAUCGGGGCAAAGGAAGGGCAUCAAAAGACAAAAGCAAGAAAAAGGACAAAGUCUAUGCAGUUGAUGAGCCCAGCAAAGCAUUGGUCCUUGAGGCUCUCCAGGAGUGCCAAAGUUCCAAGUGCACGCACCCAUCCUUCCAGGUCCCAUCGCCAAGUGGGGUGUCCUACAGCCCCUACUGGACUAGGAGCGCAGUGGGUGUAAAGGUGCCCAGGAGUUGGAUGAAGAACCAGAAAGCCAAAGGCAAGGGAAAGGUUCAAAUCGCAUACUUCUCCACAGAAUGCCCUUGUACCUACGCAGCUUAUGUCGCAGCAGGUAUCUUUGUUUCUUGGAAUCGGUUCAGUGGUUUGAAACGGGAGAAAGGGUUGAUUUCAAUAACAAGGGCUUUAAGGCUGAUGAAUCUAUAA